CACCGGACCAAAAAGAAAGUAUAUUCAACAUAAUAUUCGUUUCUGUUCUUCUUCUACAUUUCUGAGGUUCUGUUUCACGUCCUAGACUUGCCGCUUCUUGUCCUCUGCUACUCAAAACUCCUGACUCAACGCACAAAUCCACGCACCCAGAAAACCAGAGCUCCAGAUCUGUUUCAUAAUCAAUCAGCCAAUCAUGGCGACUCCUCAGGUUCUUCAGCGAGAUGAUGACCUUCUCCUUUCAUCCUCCCUCUUUGACCCUCGAAAAGGAGAGAAUGCGAAGUCCCAUGGGAUGUCAAUUGAGAAGAAGAUCGAGUUUCUUGAGAGCUUGACUGGAACGGUUAGCAACCGUCGGUCUCGCAGAUGGUUAAAUGACCGUAUUCUCAUGGAACUUGUUCCCCGUUUAAAUGCAGAAGAGAUUCGAGGCUUGUUUGCACCCCCACCUUGGGGUGAUGAGGUACCAUUGUCAGCAUUUUGCUUGACUAAUGUUGGAGAAUGGGACAAAUUUAGGAAUAUAGACAUGGAUAAAGAGGCUACUAUUAUUGAUGCUUUAGAAAGAUCACCCUCAAAAAAGCCAGGUCAUGUUGAUGCUGAUAAGAUGGCUGUCUUGAAUGCAUGGCAUAGAGUUAACUGUCGAACAAGAGAGGCACUUCGGCGUAGUUUUCUUUCAGAACUUAUUGAGGGCUAUGAGAUUGCUUGGCUGGGCUGUCUGCCUGUGCCAUAUGACAACCAAAUAUCCCACUGUUACUCAGGCCUAGAUUCGGAGUGUAUACGAGCCUUCAUCACGGAUAGUGGAGACACGGAUAUUCUUGUGCUACGGGUUCAAGAUCCUUUUCAUAGAUUAUUGCUACAUGGAGUCUGUGAAUUCUACAACUUGGUCUCAGUGACAGUUAAAGAGUCCAAAGAUGCAGGGUCAUCGAAGAUGACAAGGAUAACAAGGAAGAAAAAGAGUGCUGCUGAGCUCCCAAAUAUCACUCUGACUCAUUUUCUGAGGAUGUCCAAAGAAGGAACUUGGUGAUUCAAUUGUGCACGAACUUUGUCUGUCAAUAUGAUAAAUGGGUGCUUACUUGUUAACUUAAUGUACACUGAAAUGUAUCAUGUUCAGUCCCAAUAAUCAACAAAAGUAGUUGAUAAACAUGUAUAUUUGAAAAUAUUACUUGUGUGUGAAUGUUUCAUUACCAUCAGUCAACUAACAAGUUGAUUGUAACUAGAUUUAGGGCUCAAUAAGAACAAAUUUACUUUGUAUUGGUAUCUGUUUAGAAGAUAUUGCUUAUGAAGUUAAUUUCAAUUUGUUGGUUUCUAGUAAAGUCA
This is a messenger RNA of Juglans regia (Persian walnut), 1308 nucleotides long. RefSeq lists its product as uncharacterized. Gene Ontology annotation, molecular function: nucleic acid binding. The record is from RefSeq and is a predicted model, not a curated record. NCBI's taxonomy places the organism in Eukaryota, Viridiplantae, Streptophyta, Magnoliopsida, Fagales, Juglandaceae. Bases 194 to 1015 code for a protein of 273 amino acids. The transcript is spliced from 8 exons.